GUGCGCGGUGCGCCCCGUGCCAAGCUAACUGCGUGCCUGUCUGUCUCUCUCCGUCUCCGUGUCUCUGCCGGGGAACCGCGCUCCUAAAAUAACCCCGCUACAAUGCGCCAGCCUGACUCAGCCGCAGACAGCAGCAGCAGUAGCAGCAGCAGCAGCGCGAGGACGAAGAUGGCGCACCCGGCGAUGUUCCCUCGAAGGGGCAGCAGCAGCAGUAGCACCACUGGUGGUGGCAGCGGCCCCCCUCCCAGCGCCGGUGCUGGCGGUGCUGCCCUCUCCGCGGAGGAGUAUCAGCCACCUCUGCUGGGCCAGCCGCUGCUGCCUGUGUCUCCCGCAGCAGUGUCUGCCUCGCCGGGUCCCCAGCCGGCACCUCCUCCUCCACAGAGCCUGAACCUCCUCCCGCAGGCACCGCUCCCGCAGCAGCCUCUGGGCCAGGCCGGAGCACAAAUGAAGAAGAAAAGCGGCUUCCAGAUCACUAGCGUGACCCCGGCCCAGAUCUCGGCCAGCAUCAGCUCCAACAACAGCAUAGCCGAGGACACAGAAAGCUACGAUGAUCUGGAUGAGUCCCACACGGAAGACCUGUCGUCUUCCGAAAUCCUGGAUGUUUCGCUCUCCAGGGCCACUGACUUGGGGGAACCCGAACGGAGCUCCUCUGAAGAGACUUUAAACAACUUCCAAGAGGCUGAGACUCCAGGGGCUGUCUCUCCAAACCAGCCUCACCUUUCUCAGCAGCACCCUCCUUUGCCUCACCCCGCCCAGCAGAGCGUUGUGAUCAAUGGGAGUGUUCACCCGCAUCACGUUCACCACCACCAUCCCCUCCAUCACCAUGGCCAUCACCAUCCAUCUGCUCCUGGAGUGGGCAGCACACCAGCCUCUGGAGGACCACCUCCCAGUCCAUCCUUUAGAAAACUGUCCACAACUGGAAGCUCUGACAAUGUUAUAACAACUGCACCAGUUUCUGCUGCAUCAUCCACUGGUAGCCCGGCAUCUGUCAUGUCCAAUAUCCGCACUACAAGUACUCCUGGCAAUAUAGGUGUGAGUCCUGUUACUGGAACUAGUACGUUAAGUAAUAUGGGUGGUGGUAGCUCUGGUGUGACGAGCGGCAUGGUUGGUACUGUAAAUUUAAACAACAUUACAAGUACUGGUAACGUAAAUGCUUUGUCUGGAACUGGCAGCAGUGUUAAUGUGAAUAUCUUGAGUGGUAUUGGCAAUGGUACGAGUGCUUCCUCUAAUGUCAUUAACAAUGUUACUAAUCCAACAGCAGGAUUGGGAUCAAGUCAGCAGCAGCCUGCAGCUGGCACGUCAAGGUUUAGAGUUGUAAAAUUAGAUUCCAGCUCUGAACCUUUUAAAAAGGGGAGAUGGACAUGCACUGAAUUCUAUGAUAAAGACAACACUGUUGCAGUUACAGAAGGAGUAGCAGUAAACAAGGCGGUAGAGACUAUAAAACAAAACCCACUUGAAGUGACUUCUGAAAGGGAGAGCACCAGUGGGAGUUCUGUUAGCAGCAGUGUAAGCACACUGAGUCACUACACAGAAAGUGUGGGAAGUGGAGAAAUGGGAGCACCUACUGUGGUACAACAGCAAGCAUUUCAAGGUGUGGGUCCACAGCAGAUGGAUUUUAGCAGUGCUGGUCCUCAGCCUAUUCCAGCAUCCAGUAUACCACAGAGUGUUUCUCAGUCACAGCUUACUCAAGUCCAGCUGCAUGCCCAAGAAGUAAACUAUUCGCAGCAAAAGCAAGGGGUCCAGCCUCCUGCGUCGGCCAGCCUAACCACCGUUACUGGAGUUCAAUCAACCCCAGUUAAUAUAGUAGGUGUAUCUUCAGCUUUAGGCCACCAACAACCUGCCAUGCAGAGUAUGGCUCAACAACAACUACCAUAUUCUCAGCCAGCACAACCUGUGCAAACUUUGCCGGUUGUACAACAGCAGCAAUUACAGUAUGGACAACAACAGCAGCAACAACAAGCAGUUCCUACACAGAUGGCCCCGGGGCUUGUUAAACAAGUGAGUCAAAACUCUGUUACAGGGACGAUGCCAGACUACAUGCAACACCAACAGAUACUUCAGACUUCAGCACCUGCCAUGCAGUCUGGUACUACAGCAGUAGGAACAGGCACGCCAGUUCCUGUUGCUCAGGCACCAAGCAUGCAGCCUUCAGUACAAGCACACCCUGCCGUGACACCAGCCCAGCCUGUUGCACAUGCUCAAACAGCAAUGCCAGCGGUAGGUACUAGUGGUCAGAUUAUGAAUGUUGGACAACAAGGAAGUGUACCUACAGUUGUGCAGCAGGCACCUGGUGCAAACCAAAUUCCUCCUCCAGUUAUGCAACCAAGCACUGCUCCUCCAGCUUCACAAGUGGUGCAGUCUGUUCAGACUGGGAUAAUGCAGCAAGGACUACAGUCUGGUGGCCCAAGCCUUCCUCAGCAAAUGAUCAUUGCUCAGCAAAGUACUUUGUUACCUGUACAACCGCAGGCACAGGCCGUAGAAUCUGUAGCGCAAGGAAUGACCAGCCAGCAGUUGCCUGCAGUUAGUCCUAUACCUUCUGCUAGUACUGUUCCUGCUCCAAGCCAACCUAGUUCAAAUAUCCCUCCUGGUAUACCGUCUGCUUCUAUAAGUAUGGGUCCACCACACAAUAUAGCACAAGCUUCAACUGUACAAAAUGGGAAUUUGGUUCAAAGUGUUGCUCAGCCUUCCGUGAUAUCAACAAGUAUAGGUAUGCCAGUAGCACCAAGUCUGCCACAACAGGUACCACUAAGCUCCACCCAGUUCCCUGCACAAUCACUAACUCAGUCAAUUGUAAGCCAAAUUGAAGAUGGCAGGCGCCCUACAGAACCUUCCUUAGUUGGUUUACCUCAAGCUGCUAGUGGUGAAAGUGGUGUUGGAGCAUCAGCUCUUUCAGAUGGGAGUGGCAGCAGCAUAACGUCCUCUGCUUCCCUUUUUCCUCUGAAGGUACUGCCGCUGACAACACACCUUGUUGAUGGUGAGGAUGAGAGCUCCUCCGGCGCCAGCGUGGUAGCUAUCGACAACAAAAUCGAGCAGGCGAUGGAUCUGGUGAAGAGUCACUUGAUGUAUGCUGUGAGGGAGGAAGUGGAGGUCCUCAAAGAGCAAAUCAAAGAGCUGAUUGAGAAGAACUCUCAGCUGGAGCAGGAAAACACUCUGCUAAAAACACUAGCAAGCCCCGAGCAGCUCGCCCAGUUCCAAGCACAGCUGCAGACUGGUUCCCCACCUUCUUCUUCCCAGCCACAAGGGACAACACAACCAACUGCCCAGCCAGCAUCACAGGGCUCGGGGCCUUCAGCAUAGUCUCUGAUGUCCUGGCCCUUGUGGCCAGUGUGCUCUGGAUUACCCAGAGAAAGGAGGACUAGCGGGAAUCCGCCAUAGCUACCCUCAUCCAUUUCAAUGCACGCUGUGAUUCACCCUUGAGGACUCUGCACUGCACACACCAACAUGAGAUAAGACUUUUUUUUUUCAGUAUUAAGCACUCGUCUGUAUGCCUGUCUCUUUGUUUUGUUUUGUUUUUGGCUUGAAGGAGUUUUUAUUUUUAGGUUGGUUAAUUAAAAAAAAAAGCUUCUUCCAGAGAAUUAGCACAAAUACACUGGGGACUUGAGCAGCUUCCACAAGUGACUAAGAAACAGAGCUGCAUGCUUGAUGGGGUUUUUUUUGUUUGUUUGUUUGUUUUAAAUCUUCCACUCAUCCAGUGCUAUAACUGAUGCAAGUGCUUUCAAGCAUGAAAAUGAGAAGACAUAGACUGGAGUAGAAAAGAUAGAUUGAUACUUUUAUUCUCUCCCCCCUCCCCCGUGUCCUGUUGGGGAUCCAAAAUAAGGACUGAUGCAUAGGAGCUAAGUGGAACAGGGAGAAAAGUAAAUUCAGUGUUCAACACGUAAUUGUCAUCUGAAACCUUAAGUGCAAAUAUGUUUGCACCAUUUUCCAAAGUUGUGGACAGGUGCAAAAAGCAGGUAGGUGACAAACGGGGAGGGGAUAACUACAAUGAAGGUUAUUUGCCUACUGUAUAUUUGUGUAUUUAGUGUAAUUACUUUGUAAAAUAGAAAACUGUAACUACUACUUAGGUUGUACAGAUUGAAAUUUAGUUGUUUCAUUGGCUGAUCUGAAGCAGUUUGGAUAGUCUCUCUUUUUUUUUUAAAUGCUACAUAAAUAAGAAUGCACCUACGCAACUGUUCAGAAUUUGGCAGAUUUAUGCUGUUUGUGUAACUUCUGAAUUUCCCUGGCUGCUGAUUAUCUUGAAGUAAAUCUUUGUUCAUUGUAGUUUGGUUUAAGACCAGAAGAAACACUCCAAAACUGAUCAAUUCCUGCUAGCUGAAGAAAAAAAAAACCUGACAAAAAAAGAAAAAAAAUUGGAUUUCCCAGUAUGGAUUUUUGCAUAUGAUCUGUAUAGUAGUAUGCAUACAUUUUUGUGCAUGUUCUCUAAACAGUUGUAACACGUCAAUGUAUUUAACUGUUGCACUUGUCAACUUUCAAUAAAGCAUAUGAUGUUGAUAAAUAA
Alligator sinensis (Chinese alligator) is the source of this 4495-nucleotide messenger RNA. RefSeq names its product TSC22 domain family member 1 (gene TSC22D1). Gene Ontology annotation, biological process: regulation of transcription by RNA polymerase II. The record is from RefSeq and is a predicted model, not a curated record. Bases 103 to 3297 code for a protein of 1064 amino acids. NCBI's taxonomy places the organism in Eukaryota, Metazoa, Chordata, Crocodylia, Alligatoridae. The transcript has 3 exons.